This is a messenger RNA of Adelges cooleyi (spruce gall adelgid), 1245 nucleotides long. RefSeq names its product tetratricopeptide repeat protein 12-like. Lineage: Eukaryota; Metazoa; Arthropoda; Insecta; Hemiptera; Adelgidae. Bases 283 to 951 code for a protein of 222 amino acids. The record is from RefSeq and is a predicted model, not a curated record. The transcript has 6 exons. Gene Ontology annotation, molecular function: protein binding.
AUUAGACAUUAUAGUAGAAACAUGCGCGUACAAAUUAAGGCUUUCUACGGUUCUGCAUAUUAUAUCGGUCACAGAAAGUAAUAUAGGAUAACAGACAGUCGGUGGAGAGAGCUUAGUCAUCAACUUGCCUGGUAACGGCAUAACAAGUAUUAUCAAUAAUUUUGCUAUGGCGACUGUUUAGUCGCAAACACGUUAAAUAUGCGUUUCAAGUUCAAAACCGAAUUUACAUACUUCAUUUUCUAAACACUAUCAUAAGGUUCUAACCUAUAGCGUUGGCAAAUCAUGCAAGACGAAGACUUUGAGGAGUCGAUGCGCAAAGUGAACCUCAUCGGCGGCAUAAUUAAAGACUUGGGAUCCAAGGACGAGAGCAAGGCUCGUUUGGGUCUGCGACGUGCAGAAGAGUUGUUGGGCGACGGCGACAAAACGUGGGACGAAGCUUCUUUGAAAACAAUUCAGAACGGCACUCAAAUCAACCGAAAGGCGUUCGAGGACUUGGACAAGCCCAAAGAUCAAGUCCCGUCAGAUGCAGCCGGUUUUAUGGCUUACGUGGAAAGAGAUGCGAAACAGAGAGCCGAAGCCAAGAAAAAAGAAAUCAAACAGUCAGAUUAUUUGAAGUCUAUGGGAAACAACGAGUAUAGAAAACAGAAUUACGAAAAGGCUUUGAUUUAUUACAAUCAAGCUAUCGACGUGCGCAAAGACAGUUGUUUGUUGUACAACAACCGGGCUUUGACGAAAAUCAAUUUGGGCCUGAUGGACGAGGCGAUUGACGACUGCGACAAGGCUUUACGCAUUAACGAACGGUCGCUGAACGCCAUGCUGUACAAAGCGGAUGCCUUAUGGGGGUUAGGAGACUCGGAUGCUGUCAAACAGUUGUUGGAUGAAGCUCUUGCCGGCCAUCCGGACAAACAGCAACGGAUACUAGAUUUCCAGAAAAAAUUCAGUUACCGUUAGAGAGACAAUUUUCACCAAACUACUAUACUCUGCCGGGAUGUUAUCGACGGAAUUAAUAUUUAAAAUAUUAUAUAAUUACAACUUUUUCGUUCUCACGCGGUUAAAUAAAACGCUACCGAUCGUUAGGUGGUUAUGAAGAAAAAAAACGUAGGUACAGAUUCGGUUCGCAAAACCUCUUUUUUUUUUUUUGUGAAACUAUUGUGUUUUGGUACGCGAUCAUACCUACGAUACGAUUUGUAUCUACUGGUGUUAUCCCGAGUGUGUAAUAACGUAGGUGUACAAUAAAACUGAAAA